GGGGGCAGUGUUACGAAAAAGGGUCAUAAAUUUGCCUUCCUUUUUUAUUUGAAUUAAUUAACUCUACAAUGUUCGGUUAAUCAACUUCCCAGGAAAGGCCCUUUCUGAGAAAGAGGAUGCGCACAUAGAAGUCGCUGGUCGUGAAAUAUGUUGUUUCUCUAGCCCAGUAGCCUUGUAAACAAAUUGUAAAACAUUAUUCCGAACUCUCGCGCCUUAUCUGAAAAGCAUUUACGCCUUGGUCUCGAACAUGAACGGAAAUUUGAUGUUAUGUGUCUGCUUUCUUUCUGUUGGAGUUUUCGUGGAAAAAUAUGAAUGUCUUAAUGUUCCCAAAUUCAUUGCUUCACCUUCAAGACUUGGGACAACAAAUGAUAAAGUGCAUUCCUUGAAAACAGCUCUUCUUUUUCAUUACAUUAACUACUUUGGAGCCUGCAAACCCGAAAAGAUGCACACAAUGGAGGUCAAAAUAUGCUUUGCGUGCAUUGAUGCUGCGUGCGCACUUAUUGGCGAGAGACCAAAAGACAGGAUAAGUGCAAGCAAGAACAAGUUGACGAAGCUCUGUUACCUGGCCAGCAGGGGGAAGGACGUUACAAGAUGGUUCACAAUCGCAAGUCAAAUAGCGGAGGUCCUAUGUGCAGCUUGUUCCGAACUGACGACUGACGAGGAGAAAAUAGUUUGUGAAAAGAGAAUGUGUCAAUGAAUGCUC
This is a messenger RNA of Saccostrea cuccullata (small rock oyster), 703 nucleotides long. RefSeq lists its product as uncharacterized. The transcript has 2 exons. NCBI's taxonomy places the organism in Eukaryota, Metazoa, Mollusca, Bivalvia, Ostreida, Ostreidae. The record is from RefSeq and is a predicted model, not a curated record. The coding region runs from base 248 to 697 and encodes 149 amino acids.